AUGCACUCUCUCUCAUUCUCUCUUAUUCUCUCUCAUUCUUUCUUCUUCUUCUUCUUCUUCUUCAAUUUCAAUUCUCACCAUUUGACGUAAUGGCUAAAGGUGGAAAACUAAUGAGGCUGAAAUCGGUGCUGAAGAAAUGGAACUCAUUCGGCAACGGCAAGCAGAGCCGCCACAGCACCAGCGCCGUCGCCGACGAUGAGUCCUCCUCCAGAUCGGACCUCCACGCCGUCUACGUCGGCAAAUCCCGCCGCCUCUACCGGGUCUCCUCCGGCGUCCUCGACAACCCCGUCUUCCGGGAACUGGUAGAGAGGUCCCGCGACGACUCCGACCACCAAGACGACACCAUCAAUGUCGCAUGCGAGGUUGUCCUCUUCGAACACUUGCUGUGGAUGCUCGAAAACGCCGACCCACAACCGGAGUCUCUCAACGAACUCGUCGACUUCUAUGCCUGCUAAGCCAAACGCUAAUGCUGCAUUAAAAAAAUCGAAAAGAAACAAGGAACGUAUAAUGUUAUGUUUUAUAUUUACACAUAUAAUACUUGCGUUGUCUAUUUGUGACUGUAAUUUGAUUAGUUGUAAUAGCUAACAUUCAUCCAUAAAUGUUGUCAAUAAUUUAAGUAAGUUGGAUCAAUUAGUAAAUAUUGGUUUUAUGAUAUGAUUUAGAUUUUUGCGAGAUAUGGUGGGGAUGGAUGUUGAGUUGGUUGUAGUGGUUUGGUUGAGUUGAUGAUGGAGGCUCCAAUCAAUGUAAUGAAAGGGAAAUUGUACGCAGUGUAAGUUAAGUGUAAGUGUAAGUGAAGUGGUUAAUUAAUUGUUCAUUUCUUCUUGAA
Molecule: messenger RNA, 826 nt
Organism: Vigna angularis (adzuki bean)
Lineage: Eukaryota; Viridiplantae; Streptophyta; Magnoliopsida; Fabales; Fabaceae
Product: auxin-responsive protein SAUR78
Exons: 1
Coding region: 90-455 (121 amino acids)
Biological process (GO): response to auxin
Source: RefSeq, a predicted model, not a curated record